This is a messenger RNA of Anastrepha obliqua, 610 nucleotides long. RefSeq names its product adrenodoxin-like protein 1, mitochondrial (gene Fdx1). The record is from RefSeq and is a predicted model, not a curated record. Bases 62 to 565 code for a protein of 167 amino acids. NCBI's taxonomy places the organism in Eukaryota, Metazoa, Arthropoda, Insecta, Diptera, Tephritidae. Gene Ontology annotation, molecular function: 2 iron, 2 sulfur cluster binding. The transcript has 4 exons. Gene Ontology annotation, cellular component: mitochondrion. Gene Ontology annotation, biological process: P450-containing electron transport chain; positive regulation of oxidoreductase activity.
UAUGUUUUGACGGCGGAAAAACAAAGAUCAGCUGUUAGCGAUAACCUCAAAGUUAGUUAAAAUGUUCCGCUUGCUAUUGCGGCAAUCUAAAAUUAUUUCACAUAAUUAUCCAAACCCAUAUGUACGAUUACCAGUACAGAGAUGGAUACAUACUACAAACAAACUGCUUCAUGGCGAGUAUGAAUGGCAGGAUCCGAAAUCAGAUGAUGAAAUUGUCCACGUUACUUAUAUUGACAAAGAUGGUAAGCGAACAGAAGUCAAAGGAAAGGUUGGCGAUAAUGUGUUGUACCUAGCGCAUCGACACGGCAUUGAGAUGGAAGGAGCUUGUGAGGCAUCUUUGGCAUGUACAACAUGCCACGUCUAUGUGAUUGGAAAGUACUACGAUCAAUUACCAGAAGCGGAAGAGAAAGAAGAUGAUUUACUAGACAUGGCGCCGUUCUUGAGAGAAAACUCUCGCCUUGGUUGCCAAAUAAUUUUAACAAAAGAAAUGAACGGUAUGCAGUUGCAGUUGCCAAAUGCAACAAGAAAUUUUUAUGUGGAUGGCCACAAACCAAAACCACAUUGAUUGUCUGGUCAAUAAAUGCAUUCACACAAAGCAAUGCCAACCCCA